Messenger RNA from Nezara viridula (southern green stink bug), 2025 nucleotides. The record is from the annotation of a GenBank genome assembly. NCBI's taxonomy places the organism in Eukaryota, Metazoa, Arthropoda, Insecta, Hemiptera, Pentatomidae.
GCUUGAAAUAACCUAUAAAUGUCCGGUUUAUUCUUAUAAUAUAUACCUGACAUGUAUUAAAUGAUCAUGGGAAAAAUUAAAAUAAAAAAAAAAAAAAAUCCAAAAUGUUUUAAACAAGAAUUAUGUAUUCGCCAUAGAGAUCUAAACUGCUUUGGACAAUCUGUCAGGUAACAUUCUGUAACCUUCAAGAUUAUUAUUUGUAAUUAUUUUUGUUUACCUUAUUGUGUGUUAAUCGAAUUUAUAUAAACAUGAAAUGGUUUAACGGUACAAUAGCUGAUGCGAUUAAAACAGCUAAAAGUCGACAAGCUAUUUUUGUCGUCUACACAGAGGGCGAUGAUGAGAAUUCAAAAUUGAUGUCAGAAGUAUUGGACGCAGGCGAAAUUUGUUCUGAAUUGAGCAGUGAUCAAUUUGUAAUCAUUAAGUUAUCUUCUAAUGAUGUUGGUUACCGACAGUUUGUUGAAAUAUACAAACUGGUGCCUGUGCCAUCACUUUUCUUUAUAGGAAAUUCUGGUGCUCCGAUUGACAUUGUUGCCGCCAAUUCUUCUCGCUUAAGUUUAGAAACAAAAAUUAAAGAAGCCAUAGGAAAAUGCAAUAUCAAACCUGGUAAAACAACUAGCAACACAGCCAUGUCAUCACCAGUUGCAACAGAUACUCCUAGGCCUGAAGCAACAGUGGCAUCACCUGUUGCAACAGAUAUUCUUGGACCUAGCACGAGUCAAGCUUCUGAGCAGCUUGUAACGACUGAUAAUGUGACUGAAGUGGAGGCUAAGGACAAAAAGGAAGAAGUUGAAUCUAAACCAUCAUUAGAAGAAAGAGUGGAAAAAGCCAAAAAACUGUUAGAAAUAAAGAAACAGGAAAAAGAAGCUAAAGAGAUAGAGGAUGAGAAACAGAAGGAGUUUGAAAGGAGACGAAUGGGGCAAGAAGUGCUGAAAAUGAAGAAGAAACAGCAGGACAAAGAAUUACAAGAAAUGAUCGAAGAAAGGGAAAGAGAGAAGAGGGAAAGUGCUGCAGCCAAGCAGAGAAUACUAGAACAGAUAGCUCAGGACAGAGCUGAAAGAUUAGAGAGGGAGCAGAAGUUGAAAGGUGGAAUCGCAAAUACUUCAAAUCAAACCAACCAAUCAGCUGCUGCUUCUGCACCCGCAGUUGAGAGACCUGUAAAUGUGAAUACUACACGGAUUCAAUUCAAAUUGCCGACUGGAGAAGCUAAAACUCAUUCAUUUCCACCAAAUACCACACUCCUACAAGUCAGGGAUUUUAUCAAUAAUAACAUUGAAUUAUCUUUUAGCGAGUACAGACUAGCAACAACAUUUCCGCGGAGGGAAUUCACACAUGAUGACAAUGAGAGUACUUUGUUAUCUUUGAAUCUUGCGCCAACUGGAGUCAUUCUUAUUUUACCAUUAGUUGUUAGUAAUGUGAGACCUCAAGCAACCGCUUGGCUGAAAAUAAUCUCAAAUCUCUUUUGGGACCUUGUACAACCAGUUUUCUCUGUCGCUAAUUACAUUCAGCAGUACUUCACGUCCGGACCACCUUCCACUGACAGCAGGCCAAGUGAAUCUGUAUCUCCUGCUCCUCCGCAAUCCUCGUUCCGCGGCUUCUGUGGUUUUGCAGCCAUCAAGAAAUUGAAGCUGAAUAAGUUCUUCGGAAUUUGGAAAACUAUCGGCAAAACUUUCACUGCUGACAAUCGGGAGAGGACAUCUGUGAGAAGAUCUGGUAACAUCCAUAGCCUGAGAGACAUAAACGACGGGAAUGACGAAAACAACACAUGGAACGGUAACUCCACCCAGCAAAUGUAAAGAGCUUGACGUUACCUCAGCAGUUGAAACUCCGGUGGCAGUUGUGGGCUCUUAAAAAAAAAAUAAUGUAUUUACAGGCAUACCAAAUUAAAAAAAAUUAAUUAUUUAUGAUUUGAUUACCAUAUUGUUAAUUUCCUUUGUAUUAUAUAUAUAUUUUUAGUUUAUUUGGUUAUAAAAAUAUGCAGCACUUUGAUUUUUAAAAAUCUGUUUUGAAAUAUAUGUAUUGUUAAUU